UCCAAAUUCGACCGUUGGUUCCUUCAUCAACAAAAUACAACAAAAACACACGCUCUUCAAUUACAACCUUAUUUACUCCAAACACUAACCACUUCAAACUCAACAACAAUGGCAGAACAAUUUGGUUUCACUUCUGAAGAAAUUGUUGUCAAUGACAACCUAGGAUACCCAAAAGCCUAUGCAAAACUCUGUCGUGACCGUGGUUUUACUCCGUACAGCCAUGGUCCUCCAUUCACUUUUCUACCUUAUGCUUUGCCUGAAGAUGAGGUUGAAAGAGUGAGUUUUUUGGAUGAGAUGUUUCCAAUUAUUGAUCCUAAAGCUAAGCCAACGACGAAGGCAAAAAUCUUUGCUAGUAUCUUGUGGAAGCAACUCAGUCAUCUUGGGAAUGCUGGUUUUGAUCCGGCGGUGAUUCGAGUUGAUGGUUAUGGUAAUGUAUUGUAUUAUCAUGCGGAUUCAGCUUCUCCUCUUGCUUGGGACAUUGAUCAUUGGUUUCCUUGUUCAAGAGGAGGUUUGACUGUUUUAAGCAAUCUAAGGAUAUUACAAAGGCAAGUUUGUAAGAGGAAGAAACAUAAAUUGGAAUUCCUAGUACCAUGGUGGGAUUUCCAAUUGGGUAUAUCUGUCAAUCAGUUUUUGUCGAUUUUUGCUUCUUCAAAUUCAGACUUUAGGCACAGAGGCUUUUCAUUUUUGUUCUCUGAAGGAGAAAGUCAUGAAUUGCAUGAUACACAAAUAGUGGAUUCUCAUUCUUUUCCACAACACUUCAUUGGUUUGAAAGAAGAAGUAGGGCUUGCUCCUGCUGCAAUCGUUCAAUCGCGAAGGGAUCCUUAUGAUGCAUUAGCUUUAAGACAACUUGAUCACAGUAAGAAGACAAGGCCUAUGUCUCCUGCAAUAGUGGCUGCGAGAAAAACAAAAGGCAAUGUGCUGAAAGAAAAUGCAGAUCCAAAUUUUGUCAAAAACCCCUACCAAGCAAUUGUCAUGGCCAGAGAUUCACAGAAGCAAAGAGAAGAAACUUUAAAAAUGCAGGCUGAAAUGCAGAAGUUAGAUAAUGAAGUGAAUGAAAUGAAACUCAAGAAUGAAGAAGAAAAGAUUGUUAUUCAAGAUCUCGAAAUGACACUUAUAAAACGUAAGAGGAAAGCAGAAAAAUGCAGACGGUUAGCGGAAGCUCAAUCUUCUUACAGAACCAUGCUAGAGAAAAUGAUCAGAGACACCAUGCACCAGAGUGUGAUUUAUAAGGAACAGGUGAGAUUGAAUCAGGCUGCAAGUAAUGCAUUAAUGGCAAGACUUGAAGCACAGCGAGCAAUUUGUGAUGCUGCUGAGAAAGAGCUUCAUAAGAAGUAUAAACAAAAAGAUGACAUAGAGAAACAGAUUAGACCUGAAUUCGAGCAACGAAAGAGGUUCAGAAUAGAUGAUUCCACUUUUGAAGAGGAGAGAAACUCUAAAUCUGUUAUUUAUUUGCCUGGAAAUAGGCCAAGAACACCUUUUCACAAGGAGCUUCGAGUUUUGUUGGAUGAAGAGCAAAAGGCGUCCGAAGCCGGCUUAUCUGCAAAUGAAGAAGAGCUAAAAAUUGAAGAAGAGGAACCUACCAAAUCAGUGGUUGUCUUGGAUGAAGAAAAGUCAAUUGAGCAGAGACUUCAGAAGCUAGAAAUCAGUGAAGGAAAGAGGACUGCUGGCAUUUCAUUCCGAGGUUUUCAUGAGAAAAAUGUUGAGGAAGAUGAAGAAAUGAGGAACCAACGAGGCAAAGGGAACGUUGAAAAAUGGCUUCAAUUGCUUUUAGAGAAUGGUCAAGGAGAAGGAACAGAUUCACAAGAAGAAACAAAUGGAAAUGCUUCUGGUAGGACUGAAGAUAUAAUCCAACAACUGAAUCAGAAGUUUCCACAAAAGGAGUUGUUGAAGGUCUCAAAAGUUUCAGAUUCUGAUAUUAAUAAUAUUGAGAAGGAGCUGCAAGUUCUUCAAGACAAGAAGUGUUGGACAGAGAAAGAAGAUGAUAAAAUAGAGAAUGUUGAUGAUGCUACUGGAUAUAAAAAUUACUCUGCAGAAGCUUAUGUAGGGGAAACAAAUGGUAGUUUUGAGAAAACAAAAAUUGGUAAAAAUUGGAAAGAAGAACAACAUAAAUUGGAAAAAAGACUUGUUAGAUCAGAGAGUGCAAGGGUCUUGAGACGAAUUCCGUCGUCUCCAUCUUUGUUUCAAGGGAUGAAGUCAUCCUUCAAGACAAUCAAGAAAGCAGUGAAACUAUGAAUGUUUGCGGAGGCUCUUGUACUUUUUAUUUUCCCUUGUUCCUUAACAAUUUGAGUGAUGCUAGUUGAAUAAGUGAGUGAAUAUGUGUGCAAAAAUAUAGGGCUUGAUUCUAUUGUUUGAUUUGUGUAUAAGAUUUUUUAGUUAUCAAAUAAGUAUAACAGCUUGUUGUUUUGGCUGCAAUAAUUAGGUUUCUGUUUCUUCUAUUUUCAUGUUAAGCACAUAGUUUUCUACUAUAAAUUUGAGAAUUCUUGCAUCUGCUAUAAUAAUUUCCUUAUUUAUCAGAAUUACAAGCAGAAAUGAUCUUUGGUUGUUCUGAUGUAAAAAAGAGUCUUGUAAUGUGGAUCCACCAUAAAGCACUUGUAAAUAAAUGAAAAACGUUACACAGUUUAUGACAUUCCUACUCCUA
Molecule: messenger RNA, 2638 nt
Organism: Medicago truncatula (barrel medic)
Lineage: Eukaryota; Viridiplantae; Streptophyta; Magnoliopsida; Fabales; Fabaceae
Product: eukaryotic translation initiation factor 3 subunit A
Exons: 7
Coding region: 109-2232 (707 amino acids)
Source: RefSeq, a predicted model, not a curated record